AUGGCGCCUAAUGGUGACGCGGCGGUGGCGGCGGCGGAGGCGGUGCCGAUUGGGCGGCCGAGGCAGCAGCAGAAGCCGCGGAGGAUCUCGAUGGAGGGGCUCCAGCGCGCCAUGUCCGACCUGGCCCUGGAAUUCACCAAGAAGGCGGCCGUGCUGGACGCGGCGGCCAGGCUGCCGGCGGUGUCGGAGCAGGUGGACGACGCGCGCUGCGAGUGCUGCGGCAUGACGGAGGAGUGCUCGGCCGAGUACGUGCGGCGCGUGCGGGAGCGGUACUGCGGGCGGUGGGUGUGCGGGCUCUGCGCGGCGGCGGUGACCGACGAGGCGGACAGGAGCCGGAGCACCACGGAGGAGGCGCUGGCCGCGCACAUCGCCGUGUGCGGGCGGUUCAACCGGCUGGGGCGCGCCAACCCGGUGCUCAUGCAGACGGAGGCCAUGAGGGAGAUCUUCAGGAAGAGGGGCAAGUCCAACAGUCCCAGGGACGGCGCGAAUGCCGGUGGCCUCGCCAGGAGCUCCAGCUGCAUGUCGGCCAUCACCAAGGACCUCAACUGUACCAUUAAAAAAUAG
This is a messenger RNA of Triticum turgidum subsp. durum (durum wheat), 564 nucleotides long. The record is from the annotation of a GenBank genome assembly. Lineage: Eukaryota; Viridiplantae; Streptophyta; Magnoliopsida; Poales; Poaceae.